Paramecium tetraurelia is the source of this 1626-nucleotide messenger RNA. RefSeq lists its product as uncharacterized. Gene Ontology annotation, cellular component: membrane. Gene Ontology annotation, biological process: glycosaminoglycan metabolic process; carbohydrate metabolic process. Gene Ontology annotation, molecular function: beta-N-acetylhexosaminidase activity. The record is from RefSeq and is a predicted model, not a curated record. The transcript is spliced from 3 exons. NCBI's taxonomy places the organism in Eukaryota, Ciliophora, Oligohymenophorea, Peniculida, Parameciidae.
AUGAUUUUUGUUUAAUUGUUUUUUUUAGCCGUGAAUGCCAUAAUGCCAAUGCCUAACUCAAUAAUAUAAGGUUAUUAAACAGCCAGAAUUUCUAGCAUAUGCUAAGUCAAAUUUUUUUCAAAUUAAGAAUUUCCAGAUCAUGUAAUAUAACUAUUACUUCAUUAUCAUGAAUUAAUAACCUAAGAUGAAGAUUGUGAAUUUGAGGAAUCUAUUUAGAAUACUAAUAUAAAAAUUGAAGGAGCUCUAAAGUUUGAGAUUAGUAUAGAAAAUUAUGAGCAAUUAUAUUGGGUUACAAGUACAAAAGAAGAAGCUUAUGAAUUACAAAUAGAUGAAAACUUAAAUGUGAAGAUAUAGGCAAAGAAUCAUUGGGGUUUAGCUAGAGCUCUUGAUACCGUAAAUCAAUUAGCAAUAAAUAAUGAAAUUUAGAAUUUACCAAUCUAAAUAAGUGAUGAACCAUAGUAUGUUCAUAGAGGAAUAAUGAUAGACACAGCCAGAAACUAUUUACCUGUAAAAUUAAUUAAGAGAACUAUUGAUGCUUUGGUAAUUAAUAAAUUAAAUGUAUUGCAUUGGCAUAUUACCGAUGAUGAAAGCUUUCCAUUACUUCUAAGUAAAUAUAGUUAAAUAACUAAUAAUUCUAAAUUUUGGAAGGAUGGGUUUUUUACAAAAAAAGAUGUAUAAGAAAUUAUAGAAUAUGCAUCAAUUAGAGCAGUUUAAAUCAUACCUGAAAUAGAUACACCAGCACAUGUACAUUCUUGGGGAAUAUCUCCAGAUUUAUAAUCAAUUGUGAUUACAUGUGAUACUAAUAUCAGAUAAUAUGGUUAAUUAGAUCCAACUUUAGAUUAAACAUAUGAAGUCUUAACUUCUAUCUUAUAAGAUUUAAAUGAUAUGUUUGAUAAAGUAUAAUUCAUUCAUUUUGGUGGUGAUGAAGCUAGUAAUUAAUGUUUUGAAUAAAAACCAUCAAUUAAAGAAUUCAUGAAUCAACAUGGAAUUUCCAAUUAUUUUGAUCUUUAAGUUUAUUAUAGAAAAAAAUAAAAAGAUAUUUGGAAAAAUUAAAUUAAAUCUAAAAAGAAAAUUAUUUAUUGGUAUAACAAAAAUGAUUAGCUUCCUGCAGAUUAAGAUGACAUUAUUUAAUGGUGGGGUCUUUCCUCUUAGCUUAGCGAAGUAAAAGGUAGGUCUAAUUAAUUCAUACUAAGCGAUUAUCAUCCCUUAUAUUUGGACACUGGAGUUGGAAAUGCUUUUGGGGAUAGAUAUGAUAGAUAUCAAGCCUGGAAAGAUGUUUAUAAAUGGAGACCAAGUAUUCCACGUAAUUUUGAAGGAACUAUAUUGGGGGGUGAAAGUCUACUUUGGGGUGAAACUAAUAAUUAAAAUACUCACUUUUAAAAAUUAUUUUUAAGAUCUUCAAUUUUAGCUGACACUCUAUGGAACCCAGACUAAAAGCAAGAUGAAUUGUUUCCAAAAUUCACAAAGAGAUUGAGCGACAUGGAAGAUAGAAUGAACAAGUAUGGUUUUCCUGUCUCUCCUUUUACUCAUAGUUAUUGUAAAAGACAGCUAGAUUUAUGUUUUCCAGAGCUUUAUUCAACAAAAUUAAAAUUGUUCUUCAUGUUUGUUUUAUUUUAUUCAAUAUGA